Lineus longissimus is the source of this 3133-nucleotide messenger RNA. Its product is annotated as b(0,+)-type amino acid transporter 1-like. The transcript has 13 exons. Gene Ontology annotation, biological process: amino acid transmembrane transport. Bases 344 to 1936 code for a protein of 530 amino acids. Lineage: Eukaryota; Metazoa; Nemertea; Pilidiophora; Heteronemertea; Lineidae. Gene Ontology annotation, molecular function: L-amino acid transmembrane transporter activity. The record is from RefSeq and is a predicted model, not a curated record. Gene Ontology annotation, cellular component: membrane.
UGAGAUCUCUCACCUAUAGACUGACAAUAAUAAUAUAAAAAGAAUUUAGGACAGAUCUCCCAUCUUGGUCAUAAAUGUGUCAAAAAAUGAUUAGAGCUGUGAGUGAAUAUGUCUGAGGGUAACUGAUCAUGAUAUCUUUCUUAGGCCUAUUCAAGCAGGAAGAACUGCUUAUGUGUCACCUGUUGGGUUCUGACAUUGUUUUGUAAUGUCAACAAGAAUAUUUAUCAGUCUACUUUGGUAACAGUUGACCUGGCGUCUCUGGGUGGAUGUAUUAAAAGGCGGGGUUGUGAGUUUGCCAAUGAAUGAAUACUAGGAGUAACGAGCCAGUAGGACAACAACAAACAUGACAGAGAAUGGAGCAAACUUGGAGUCAAGCUGUAUCGAUAACAAGGGAUUCACAGGAGAUGACGGUGAUAAACCCGCGUUGCGGCAGCGACAAGGUGUGUCUGAGUCCAACUCCACAGCUUCCCUUGCCAAGCAGGAUGAGCUAGCCAAUGAGGUGGAGGUCGUUGAGGAAUUGUCCCUGAAGAGGAAGGUUGGCCUGAUCAGUGGUAUCUCCCUGAUUGUUGGGACCAUGAUUGGAUCUGGUAUCUUCAUUUCCCCCAAAGGUGUCCUUGGUAAUACUGGUUCCAUCGGAGCCAGCCUGUGUGUGUGGGCGGGAUGCGGGCUCAUAUCGAUGUUAGGAGCUGUCUGUUAUGCAGAACUUGGCCUGAUUGUGAAAGAAGCUGGUGCUGAAUACGCCUACCUGAUCGCAGGCUUUGGAAAAUUGCACCGUUUUGUGGGACCAAUCCCAGGGUUCCUGGUUGCGUGGAUAUCUGUCCUCGUCCUCAAACCUUCCUCCUUCGCCAUCAUCGCCUUAGCCUUUGCCGAAUAUGUGUCGGAACCCUUCUUCGAUGCAUGUGGACCUCCAGUCUUUAUUAAGAAGGUCAUCACAGCUGCUUGCAUUUUGACUGUGACCAUGGUGAACUGCUACAGUGUCAAAUUGGCAGCACGCGUUCAGGUGAUAUUUACAUUUGCCAAACUAUCAGCUCUUCUCAUCAUCAUCAUUGGAGGAUUUGUGAGACUUGGACAGGGUUACACCGAGAACUUCACCGUGGAGAACGCCUUCUCCAACACGGAGAAAGAUGGCUCACUGUUUGCACUGGCUUUCUACAAUGGACUCUGGGCAUAUGAUGGCUGGAACAACCUCAACUAUGUCACGGAGGAAAUCCAAAAUCCAAAAAGGAAUCUUCCCCUUGCGAUCAUGAUAGCCAUUCCCCUGGUGACAAUUUUCUAUCUGCUUGUCAAUAUCUCCUACUUCACUGUGAUGUCUGCCCCACAGCUCAUGGCGUCGUCUGCUGUUGCCGUGACGUGGGGUAAUACCGUCCUUGGCUCAGCAUCAUUCAUCAUUCCAAUAUCUGUGGCCCUGUCAACGUUUGGUGCUUGCAACGGUAGUGCAUUCUCUGGUGCAAGAUUGUGUUUUGCUGCCGCCAGAGAAGGCCAUUUGCCCGGACUCCUCAGUAUGGUACAUGUUGGUUCCUACACACCACUGACAGCUCUCAUCUUCAAUGGAGUAGUGGCACUACUCAUGAUCAUCCCCGGAGACAUCGCCUCACUUAUCGACUUCUUCAGCUUCACCGCCUGGUUGUUUUAUGGCUUGACAUUCUUGGCUCUGAUCGUGAUGAGAUUCACACAUAAGGAUGCGCCGCGUCCACUCAAGAUUCCGAUUGUGUUUCCAUUCAUCGCUCUGUUUAUCGCCAUGUACCUUGUGAUUGGUCCAAUCAUCAACCAACCACAGAUGGAGUUCCUUUAUGCCUUCAUAUUCCUCGUUGCCGGCCUCAUCUUCUAUGUCCCCUUUGUCUAUUUCGAAGUUCGGAUACCCGGAGUAGACGCCGUUACCCUCUUCUUUCAACUUUUCAUGGAAGUCUCCCCAACAGAAACCAUACCUGAUGAGUAAAACAUACUUCUAAAGUCAACCAACAUGAUUCUGCGGGGAAUAGUUGGCUGGAGCUAGAAUGUCCUGCAGUAUAUUAAGACACAAUAAUAAUAAGAAAGACUUAGUCCGUCCAUCAGUGAAAAUAAUAAUGAUAUCGAGUUCUUGUAUAGCGCUUUUCCAUGUUUACCUGAUCAAAGUGCUUUUGGGAUAUCAUAUUAUUACCCCGGUCUCCACAGAAAUAAAUCAGGGGUUUCAAGGAGCAAGCAGAAGGCGCUCACUUGAACUCGACCAGUAGGGGAACUAAGUGACUUUGGGGACCUAUUUCAAAGGGCUCAUGCUGGCUGUGUGGCUGGAUGGACCAAGUACUAUUGAGUUGCUGGAUAUGGUCAGGGUGUAGCUUGGGGUUUAUUCCAACCUUAUCUGAUGACUGACCUGUUCAAGUAGCGCACACAGGACUUCUCAUGCUGACCAGAGUGAACUACAAAAGUUAAUGAAAAAUAUACAUAAUUGUUUGUCUGUUAAAGGUAAAGUGUACCUCUCUUUUAUAACUUACGGGCUAUGUCAAUGUAGCAGGACAGAAGGUACAGAUAUAUGAAUGUAAUUAUGCUAUUAAGCUUGCUUUUUCAAUGUUGACAAUUUUACCUUUGUCCUUUCGUGCAACAUUCCAGAAUGACUUAUGCAUUCCGUCGAUGUGUUUAUUCAAAUAAUGAAUAUGUCUUAUGAACAGUAUUAAACUUGUUUUUUGUAGAUGUAUAUUUUUAGUGAUUGAGACAACUUGCAGAUGAAGUGUUUGGAGUAUUUCACCAUUUCCAAUAAAAAAAAAAUGUCCACUGGUGGAUCUAGACCGGGAGGUUGGCGCUACGAGUUGGGCCCAAAUCUGAUAUGCUUUGGGCCCGAGUUUGAGCUACACUUCACUGUGCGAUGUUAAUUUCAGUUUUGUCACACAAAACAUGGCAAAAAUUCGUCGGUCCUCGAAUUGAGACUGCUCUCACAAAAAUGAGGUGCUACAUAUUUUUCAUAAUGUACAUUCCAAAAAUUUUGUGGUCAUCUGUGAGCAACUUGUAGAGAUAUUUUCCUUUGCGUAUUUUACAAUUUAUUUUGUAUAUACUGGAUUGAUGCUAUGUCUAUCAAAUAUCUUUUCGAUAGAGUUUUUGAGCUGCAGUAAAACUAAGGUUUACACAUACAUCAUUUAAGAUGCAUAAUAAAUUAUUUACUGUA